This is a messenger RNA of Eremothecium gossypii ATCC 10895, 1017 nucleotides long. It is a transcript of the gene MPS2, whose product is annotated as Mps2p. The transcript has a single exon. The coding region runs from base 1 to 1017 and encodes 338 amino acids. Lineage: Eukaryota; Fungi; Ascomycota; Saccharomycetes; Saccharomycetales; Saccharomycetaceae. Gene Ontology annotation, biological process: protein localization to spindle pole body; spindle pole body duplication. The record is from RefSeq and is marked provisional.
AUGUGGCGCGAGGAGGCACGUGAGCAAUUGCGGCGGGGCCGGUGUUGUUUUGCCGCUGCGAGCGUCGUUUCAACUGCCAAGCACAACAAAAGCCUUGGGAACUGCACUCACGGCUCAGGAGUCAUGACGGAGGCAGAGGGUAUUCUGAACAACGUGUGGGAUGCGGUGGACAGCAAGCAGCAGGGUUUCAUCUACGCGAAGGACAUGCCAGAUUUGGUUGGUCGGUUCGGGCAGUUCCUUGCGCAGAGCCUGACGAGCCGGGCGAACGACGAGGCGAUCGCUGCUUUUGCGAGCGAGAAGCCGUUCUACAAGCUGGACAAGGAGCAGUUCAAGAGCACGUUCCAGACACUGGUGGGAACGAGCCUGCAGACGGCGGUGGAGCUGGCUGGGCACGGGGAGCCGCGGCCGCGGUUGUUCGGGGCGAUCCGGCGGGCGAGCGCGACGGGGGACGAGCAGGCGCGCGAGGAGCUGGAGCGCAAGAGCGCGGAGCUCUCGCGCGUGCGCGACGAGCUUGACGAGUGGAAGAGCAAGUACCAAUUCUUGGAGCGGGAGUUCCUCUUCUACCAGACGCACCACGAGAACUCGGUGGACUCGACGCAGCACGAGUUUAUCAUCAGCGAGAUGAAGCGCACGAUCGAGGAGCAGACGCGGAUGAUCGGGCAGCUCCGGCGGCAGGUGCAGGGGGGCACGCAGGUGCUGGCGCGGGCGGGCAAGCGCGCGUCGCCGGUCGACGUGUUCAUGUACGUGUCGCGGCAGGGCCUUCUGUUGCUCAUGCGCAUGCCGAAGGCGGCGUUUCUGCUGCUGCUGCUCGGCUACUUUGUGUGGUACACGGUGAUGGGCGGCGCCGUGCAGGGGCCGGACCCCAGCGUCGCGCUGCCGGAGCCGCCCAAGCAGCCGUGGUGGGAGCAGAACAACAUCAUCAGCGCGCUCUACUGGUAUCUGACGGACACGUUCGAGCCCUCGCAGCGCAUUAACGACACAGUGAACGAUAAUUAUAACUCUCUGUUUGGAUUAUAA